Manduca sexta (tobacco hornworm) is the source of this 1045-nucleotide messenger RNA. Its product is annotated as bis(5'-adenosyl)-triphosphatase-like. The record is from RefSeq and is a predicted model, not a curated record. NCBI's taxonomy places the organism in Eukaryota, Metazoa, Arthropoda, Insecta, Lepidoptera, Sphingidae. Gene Ontology annotation, molecular function: catalytic activity.
ACUGUAAAAAUAUGGAUGAAUAUUGGCAUAUUUUAUCUUCUCAGAUCAAGAGCGAUAGAGAACCAAUGCUACGUGAUCGCCGCGGCUCAGGUGGGCCAGCACAACCCCAAGCGCCGCUCGUACGGGCACGCGUUGUGCGUGGACCCGUGGGGCGAAGUGCUAGCCGAUUGUGGGGACUCCGCCCCCUGUUACAAAGUGGCGGAGAUAUAGAAACUAUUAGACGUCAGACGAAAUAUGCCUGUGUUUCAACACAGAAGAAGUGAUAUCUACUCCCUGUAUGCCCUCUCGGUGAGGAAGGGCCUCCUUCCCCAGCAUUCCGAAGACAGUGUGAUGCCGGAAACGCCCCCUCUAAUACCGGAAAGCGGACCGUCCAAUGUGUUCGGACACGUACGGAUUCCGGAGAGCUGUGUGUUUUACAAAUCGAAAUUAAGCUAUGCUUUUGUGAAUUUAAGAUGCGUUACCUCAGGCCACGUGCUCGUAGCUCCAAUAAGAAUGGCCGAGAGGAACAAGGACCUUACGGACGAGGAAGCCGAAGACUUCUACAAAACUAUAAGGCUGGUGCAAAAGCUAGUGGAGAAAGUGCACAACACACAAUCCUGUACGAUUACGAUACAAGACGGACCGGACGCGGGACAGACAGUACAGCACCUUCAUUGUCACAUAAUGCCGAGGAAAAAAGGGGACUUCAUUGAAAAUGAUUUGAUAUAUCUCGAAUUAGCGAAACACGACCAGUUCAAAUCCGGUCAUCCAUCGAAGCCAGCUAGAAGUUUAGAAGAAAGGCAAGCGGAAGCGAAGAGUUUGAGGGAAGAAGUACAGAAGAUGAUAGAAGAAGGUAGAUUAUUAAGUAGAUAAAUUAUAGUGGUAUAAUUUAAUGGAAUUAAUGAUUAUAAUUAAAUAAUUGUAAAGUUGACGUAAAAUGCGAAUAUUUAUUUUGACACAAUGUACUUAGGGAGAAAACAAUGGCGCAAUAAUAUUACGUAAAACAUCAUAUUAUUUCAAUAUAGCAAGUUAAGGAUAAAUAAUAAAUAAAUGAUAAUAUAAUUUU